This is a messenger RNA of Carlito syrichta (Philippine tarsier), 948 nucleotides long. It is a transcript of the gene KNSTRN, whose product is annotated as kinetochore localized astrin/SPAG5 binding protein. Lineage: Eukaryota; Metazoa; Chordata; Mammalia; Primates; Tarsiidae. The transcript is spliced from 9 exons. The record is from RefSeq and is a predicted model, not a curated record. The coding region runs from base 1 to 948 and encodes 315 amino acids. Gene Ontology annotation, biological process: spindle organization; mitotic sister chromatid segregation; regulation of attachment of spindle microtubules to kinetochore. Gene Ontology annotation, cellular component: kinetochore; microtubule plus-end; centriolar satellite.
AUGGCGGCUCCCGAAGCCGCGGGCAAGGACGGAGUCUUCCGUACAACCGGGCUGCCUACAGAGCCCGAUCCCUACGCACUUCCGCCCAGCUACCGGAAGUUUCCGUUUGAAACGGAGGCGGCAGACCUGGCGGACGGCGCGGCGGUUGCUGCCGAGCAUCUUUUGAACCAAAACGACAAGGAGUGCGAGCAGGAGCGGCGGGCGCUUAGGGCCCAGCCGAGCCGCCUCGUUACGAUGACCAGUGUUGUUAAGACAGGGUACGGCCUGCAGCCCCGCUCCGUGCCGAGCAGCGGCCUACCCGCAGACACACAAACUCGAGCCACUUCUAAGAGUCUGUUACCUGUUAGGUCCAAAGAAGUUGAUGCUCCCAAACAUCUUCAUUCAGGAGGGUCAGAGAAUGAUAUUAUGAAAGUCACCAAACCAAGACGAGAGGAUGGGCAGAUGAAAGCUGCAGACACUGCCACCAGGAGGAACAUCAGAAAAGGCUACAAGCCAUUGAGUAAGCAAAAAUCAGAAGAGGAGCUCAGGGAUAAGAACCAGCUCUUGGAGGCUGUCAACAAGCAGUUGUACCAGAAGUUGACGGAAACUCAGGGAGAGCUAAAGGAGCUGACCCAGAAGGUAGAGCUGCUGGAGAAGUUUCAGGACAACUGUUUGGCGAUUUUGGAGAGCAAGGGCCUCAACCCAGGCAGUGAGACCUUGGCAUCACGGCAGGAAUCCACCAUGGAUCACAUGGACUCUAUGUUGCUGUUAGAAACUUUGCAAGAUGAGCUGAAGCUUUUUAACGAAACAGCCAAAAAGCAGAUGGAAGAGUUACAGGCCUUAAAGGUAAAGUUGAAGAUGAAAGAAGAAGAAAGGGUCCGAUUCUUAGAACAACAAACUUCAUGUAGCAGUCAAGUAAAUGAUUUCACAACAGCUCUUGAAGAAAUGGAGCAACUAUUAGAAAUGUAG